AUCAAAUCUCACAACCCAAUCUUUGUAAAUCUAAUUGCAAAGCUUUAAAAAAAAUAUAAUAUCAAAAUUCUUUUUCAACUGAAAUGCAAGAAUUUUAUUUUAGAACUUUUUAAAGUUAAUAAUAUGCUAAAUUUGCAUAACGCAAGUUUAUUUAAUAAAUAUAUUUUUAGUUGUGAAUAAUUCUAAACUAAAUGUUUUAAACUAGUUUUUAAUUUUUGAACAUUUUUAACUUGUGGUUAAUUGUGUUAUUUAUAAUCUAUAAAAAAAUAUUAUAUAAAUGAUUUUACAUGCAAUAAUUUUAUCUAUUAUAUAAAAUUAUAUUUGACUACACAAUUUUGAACCGUCCUAUCAAAUUUCUGUCUGACGGUAUACGUUGUACCAUGUUGAAAUUUUCUUUAAUUUUUUUCCAUAAUAUAUAAUAUAUGUAAUUACAUUUUUUGGAAUAUGAAACUCAUAUUUUUCGAUGUUGAAUCAUUAUUAAAAUAUUAGUCAAACUGUUGAAUCAAAUCAAGGAUACUUUCAUUUAAUUUUCAACUUUAAAAAGGAAAAAAAAAUUAUGGUUAUUAAAAACGUAUUGAUAACAUUUUCUAAACUUGAUUGACUCCUAAAAAAUAAUAAAUGUCCAACAAUAAUAUCCAGGAGUCAUCAAAACAAUUUAUUAUUGACAGAGGAAAAAAUCAAUUUCUUUUUUGUCAGCCAGCUUACUAAAAAGGAAUAAUAAAAAAAUAAAAAUAAUAUAUAUGUGUGUGUAAUGUACGUAACGUCUUGAAAGUGUGGACCUUUCCUUUCGUCUGAGUUUCCGAGUUUACUCUUGUCUGAAAGUAAACAAAGACCUUCCAGAAGAGCAAAUAAAAAUCCAGACUUUUUUGUUGUGACUUAAUAUACUUUUCUCACCAAACCCAUCUCUCUCCCAUUGACACUUUUGUUGACCUAACUCCUCCUCCUCCGCAUUGCUCGAUUUCGUCAUCCUCCAAACAAAAAGCUCCUCACUUUAUGGCUCUGAGGUGUUUUCCCAUCUGGGUUUGUCCCCAAACGCCUCACCGUUACCCUCUGGUGGGUCGUCGUGUCUCCCUCUGGGAAUGCUCCUCCUCCUCCUCUGGUGCUUCCCAGAGAGCCGUCACUGCCGUUGAAGGAGACGGCCCUGAGCUCAAGAAGAAGGCCUCUGAUGAAAUGGGUCUGGUUCGGGAGGCAAAGCCUGUUGCUUUUCAUAGAGACUUGAGCAUGCUUCCUAAACCGCUAUCUGCAAGCAGUCUCUACUCUUCUGCUGGAGAUGAUUCAAAAGUGCGAAUAUCUUUUCAGGGCAUACCAGGUGCAUAUAGCGAGACAGCAGCACUAGAAGCAUAUCCAAAUUGUGAAACUGUGCCUUGUGAACACUUUGAAACUGCCUUCCAGGCUGUUGAGCUUUGGUUGGUGGAUAAAGCGGUAUUACCGAUCGAGAACUCAGUAGGUGGUAGUAUCCACCGUAAUUAUGAUCUGCUUCUUCGCCAUAGGCUUCACAUUGUCCAAGAAGUCCAUCUUCCUGUGAAUCAUUGUCUCUUAGGAGUGCCUGGUGUUACAAAGGAAGAGAUUAAACGCGUUCUAAGCCAUCCUCAGGCGCUUGAUCAAUGUGUGAAUUCACUUAACGAUUUAGGCAUACAGAGAAUCUCUGCAAAAGACACUGCUACUGCUGCUCAGACUGUUGCUUCAAGCGGCAAGAAGGAUGUUGGAGCAAUUGCGAGUGUACGAGCUGCAAAUCUAUAUGGUCUAGAUAUUCUUGCCGAGAACAUACAGGAUGAUGCUAACAAUGUGACUCGUUUUCUGAUACUUUCGAGAGAGCCUAUGAUUCCAAGAACAGACCGACCAUAUAAGACAAGUAUAGUGUUCUCGCUGGAAGAAGGUCCUGGUGUGCUGUUCAAGGCCUUGGCUGUUUUUGCAUUAAGAAGCAUUAACUUAUCAAAGAUAGAAAGUCGUCCGCAAAGAAGAAGACCGCUACGAGUAGUUGAUGGUUCUAACAAUGGAAGCGCCAAGUCAUUUGAUUACUUGUUCUACAUUGAUUUUGAAGCUUCCAUGGCUGAAAUACGUGCUCAGCACGCCCUUGGCCAUCUACAGGAGUUCACGAGUUUCAUCCGUGUACUCGGGUGUUAUCCCAUGGAUUUAGUCAGAUAGCCGAGACUUGCAUGCGGCCAUACUGUGCAGAAACAUGUGAAUAUAAACAAACAGAAGAACCAGUUUUAUGGCUUUGGUUAUACCGCAAGACUCUUCUUUCACCAUUAUCUUAUCUUCAAACUCUUCAUUGCUGUGACAAACAGUUAUUAAUCUGUAGCUUAUUGUUAAGAACAUGAUUUUGUACAUUUAAUUUUUAAGUUCAGUGAAUACUUUUGACAUUU
Brassica rapa (field mustard) is the source of this 2366-nucleotide messenger RNA. Its product is annotated as arogenate dehydratase/prephenate dehydratase 1, chloroplastic. Gene Ontology annotation, biological process: L-phenylalanine biosynthetic process. Gene Ontology annotation, molecular function: prephenate dehydratase activity; arogenate dehydratase activity. NCBI's taxonomy places the organism in Eukaryota, Viridiplantae, Streptophyta, Magnoliopsida, Brassicales, Brassicaceae. The record is from RefSeq and is a predicted model, not a curated record. Gene Ontology annotation, cellular component: chloroplast; cytoplasm.